Messenger RNA from Staurois parvus, 203 nucleotides. The record is from the annotation of a GenBank genome assembly. Lineage: Eukaryota; Metazoa; Chordata; Amphibia; Anura; Ranidae.
UGCCCCAUCAUUGUGUCAGUGGGAGGAAUAGUGUGCAGGCCCAUCAUUGGUAUCAGUGGGAGGAAUAGUGCCCCAUCAUUGGUGUCAGUGGGAGGAAUAGAGCCCCAUCAUUGGUGUCAGUGGAGGAAUAGUGCCCCAUCAUUGGUGUCAGUGGAGGAAUAGUGCCCCAUCAUUGGUGUCACAGUGGAAGGAAAAGUGCCCCA